AGGUAGCUCAGGAACCCAAACCUGUUGGGCAGGUUUUGAGAGCUGUGGAGAGAGGGACAGAGGCUGGAGAAGGAUGCACGGCCUGCCCUGGGCUUGCCUGUUCCCUCCUGAGCCUGAGCCUGAGCCCCUUACCUUCCUGACCCCAUGAGGCACGCACUGGCGCUGCUGGCUCCCCUGCUGGGCCUGGGCCUGGGGCUGUCCCUGAGUCGGCUGGCAGCGGGGGCCACAGACUGCAAGUCCCUUGGCCCGGCAGAGCCCCUGACAUUCACCCCAGCAGCCAGGGCCCGGUGGCUGGCCCCUCGAGUUCGUGCGCCAGGAGUCCUGGACUCGCUCUACGGCACCGUGCACCGCUUCCUCUCCGUGGUGCAGCUGAAUCCUUUCCCUUCAGAGUUGGUAAAGGCCCUGCUGAAUGAGCUGGCCUCCGUGAAGGUGAAUGAGGUGGUGCGGUACGAGGCAGGCUACGUGGUGUGCGCCGUGGUUGCGGGCCUCUACCUGCUGCUGAUGCCCACUGCCGGGCUUUGCUUCUGCUGGUGCCGCUGCCGCCGGCGCUGCGGGGGGCGAGUGAAGACAGAGCACAAGGCGCUGGCCUGUGAGUGUGCGUCCCUCAUGGUCGUCCUGCUGCUGACCACCCUCUUGCUGCUGAUUGGUGUGGUCUGUGCCUUAGUCACCAACCAGCGCACGCAUGAACAGAUGGGCCCCAGCGUGGAGGCCGUGCCUGAGACCCUGCUUAGCCUCCGGGGCCUGGUCUCUGAUGUCCCCCAAGAGCUGCAGGCCGUGGCACAGCAGUUCUCCCUGCCCCAGGAGCGCGUCUCGGAGGAGCUGGAUGGUGUCGGUGUGAGCAUUGGGAGUGCGGUCCACACCCAGCUCAGGAGCGCCGUGUACCCCUUGCUGGCGGCUGUGGACAGUUUAGGCCAGGCCCUGCAGGUCUCCAUGCACCACCUGCAGGCCCUGAACGCUACAGUGGUGGAGCUGCAGGCCGGGCAGCAGAACCUGGAGUCAGCCCUCCAGCAACAACGGGACCGCCUCCUCCAGCUGCUGCAGGAGGCCGGGUGCCAGGGAGACUGUGCAGGGGCCCUGAGCCGGGCCCGCGCCCUGGAGCUGGGUGCUGACUUCAGCCAGGUGCCCUCUGUGGACCAUGUCCUGCACCGGCUGAAGGGAGUCCCCGAGGCCAACUUCUCCAGCAUGGUCCAGGAGGAGAACAGCACCUUCAACGCUCUUCCAACUGUGGCUGCCAUGCAGACGUCCAGCGUGGUGCAAGAGCUGAAGAAGGCAGUGGCCCAGCAGCCGGAAGGGUUGAGGACACUGGCUGAAGGGUUCCCAGGCUCGGAGGCAGCUUCCCGCUGGGCCCAGGCGCUUCAGGAGGUGGAGGAGAGCAGCCGCCCCUACCUACAGGAGGUGCAGAGAUACGAGACCUACAGGUGGAUCGUGGGCUGCGUGCUGUGCUCCGUGGUCCUGCUCGUGGCACUCUGCAACCUGCUGGGCCUCAAUCUGGGCAUCUGGGGCCUAUCUGCCAGGGAGGACCCCAGCCAGCCAGAAGCCAAGGGCGAAGCUGGAGCCCACUUCCUCAUGGCAGGCGUGGGCCUCAGCUUCCUCUUUGCUGCCCCCCUCAUCCUCCUGGUGUUUGCCACCUUCCUGGUGGGCGGCAACGUGCAGACGCUGGUGUGCCAGAGCUGGGAGAGCGGCGAGCUCUUUGAGUUUGCAGACACCCCAGGGAACCUGCCCCCGUCCAUGAACCUGUCGCACCUUCUUGGCCUGAGGAAGAACAUCAGCAUCCACCAAGCUUAUCGGCAGUGCAAGGAAGGGGCAGCGCUCUGGACAGUCCUGCAACUCAAUGACUCCUACGACCUGGAGGAGCAUCUGGAUAUCAGCCAGUAUACCAACAAGCUGUGGCAGGAGUUGCAGAGCCUGAAGGUAGACACACAGAGCCUGGACCUGCUGAGCUCAGCCGCCCGCCGGGACCUGGAGGCCCUGCAGAGCAGUGGGCUCCAGCGCGUCCACUACCCCGACUUCCUCGUUCAGAUCCAGAGGCCUGUGGUGAAGACUAGCACGGAGCAGCUGGCCCAGGAGCUGGAAGGACUGGCCCAGGCCCAAGGCAAUUCUGUGCUGGGGCAGCGGCUGCAGGAGGAGGCCCACGGACUCAGAAACCUUCACCAGGAGAAGGUCGUUCCCCAGCAGAGCCUUGUGGCGAAGCUCAACCUCAGCGUCAGGGCCCUGGAGUCCUCUGCCCCGAAUCUCCAGCUGGAGACCUCAGAUGUCCUAGCCAAUGUCACUUACCUGAAAGGAGAGCUGCCUGCCUGGGCCACCAGGAUCCUGAGGAAUGUGAGCGAGUGUUUCCUGGCCCGGGAGAUGGGCUACUUCUCCCAAUACAUGGCCUGGGUAAGAGAGGAGGUGACUCAGCGCAUCGCCACUUGCCAGCCCCUCUCCGGGGCCGUGGACAACAGCCGUGUGAUCCUGUGUGAUAUGGUGGCUGACCCCUGGAAUGCCUUCUGGUUCUGCCUGGCGUGGUGCACCUUCUUCCUGAUCCCCAGCAUCAUCUUUGCUGUCAAGACCUCCAAAUACUUCCGUCCUAUCCGGAAACGCCUCAGCUCCACCAGCUCUGAGGAGACUCAGCUCUUCCACAUCCCCCGGGUUACUUCCCUGAAGCUGUAGGGCCUGUGGGGUGAGCUGACCCCAAGGCUGCCUGUCCUCCCCUUUGGUUCAGCCUGGGCCACAGGACUUCGGUAGCUCUUGCCCCAGAGCCCAGGCUGGCAUCCAGGCCUGGACUGUCCCUAAUUCCGACCUACCUGGCCCGACCUUGCCUGCUCCUUUCCACCUCUUUCUGCUCACGACCCCCAUCAUUCGCUCUCAGAAUCACGUGGGACUUCCAUGCAGCUGCAGAGCCAUCAGGUCCCUCCAGGUGCCACCCCUCACCCCCCUGCUGGUGGCAUCCUCACGGGAAGAGCCUGUUCUCCACCUGCCGGAGCCUGGACCCUGGGGUGGGACAGAGGCCUCGUCCAACCCCACUCCCAUUCCCGUGUGUCCUCCCCGUGCCAAGCCUCCCUCUGCCCCUCUCUGAGCUCCUCGCCCCCCACCCCAUCCUCAUCUGGCCUCCCCGCUGGCUCCCACUUCCCGCUUAUGCCCUUCCUGGCCCUUUGCUUCCUCCCUUUGUCCCCUCGUCACCAUAUCCCCACUGCUAGCUUGCUGGCCCAGGGGACCACCCUGCCCAACCAAACCACUCAGGUAACACCACUAAUCAGGCAGGGGCACCGUGGCCUAGGUCUGGGCUACUGCAGGCCCUGCCUCAUGGCCCCUGAGCCCUCCACUGCCCCAGAGCCCUGGGCCCUCUGCAGAUCUCAUCCUGGAUUUAUUGGUGCCCAGCGGGGUGAUGGAGGCCUGUCUGAAGGCCGAGCCUCCCUGCCUGCACCCAGGUUAGAAAUGGGGGUACCAGCACUUAGCUCCUCUCUGAGUGCUGGCUCCUGAGGAAGGGACCUGGGGCCUGGGCCACAGUGGGGACUCGCCCUUACCUCUUCAGAAGGAAGCAUCUUCCGCAGCCCCCACCCAGCUUUCUUAGGAGUGGUCUGGUGGCCAGAACAGGGUUUUGCACUGCCCCUUCUAUCCUGCGCGUGUGGCCGAGGGUCAUCCCCAGCCCAUCCCUGUGUCAGCCCUGAGUGCUGGACGCUGUGUUCCACAAAUGAGGAAGAGGAGAGAGAGAAGAGAUGGACAGACCUCAGAUCCAUUAAAGCGUUCUCACCUCCCUGAGA
This is a messenger RNA of Mandrillus leucophaeus (drill), 3740 nucleotides long. RefSeq names its product prominin 2 (gene PROM2). Gene Ontology annotation, cellular component: cilium; cell surface; apical plasma membrane. The transcript has 24 exons. The record is from RefSeq and is a predicted model, not a curated record. Lineage: Eukaryota; Metazoa; Chordata; Mammalia; Primates; Cercopithecidae. The coding region runs from base 145 to 2649 and encodes 834 amino acids. Gene Ontology annotation, molecular function: cholesterol binding.